GAGGAACAGAAAGCGGAAGAGGAAGAUGCUCUGCCGUCCUGGGUUGAUUGGACGUCGCUGCCUGACGAAAUCGUGUGGCAGAUCUUCAGCUACCUGGACGUAUGGGCUCUCAUUCAGGUGAGUUCCUCCGGCCAGGUGGGCCAGUCAUCCAAGACGUGGAGGCGCAUUUCGCAGGACCAGUACAUAGGCACCACGUUGGAUUCCGAUGAGGACGAGGACAUUCCCAAGCCGGAACCCCUGCCGCAGGAGUGGCUCGCCGACAGCCAGGAAAACAUGAGCAUCACCUACAACACCGAUCGGGAGGCCAAACCACACAAGUCCCCGGUGCCCCGAAGCAAGCCCAGGAAGGCUCAGGCCACGCCGGGCCAGACGCCUCCCGAUCUGAGGGACAAGGCCGAGCAGUUGAAGGAGAUGUUCGUUGGUCUGACCACCGAGGACGCCAUCAAGAUCCUGCGCAAGUGCGGCUACUCCAUCUCCGACGCCGCCCUGCGACUGUCCGACCCGCACCGGAUGAGCAAGUACACCGGCCAGCAGCAGCAGCAGCAGCGCCAACAGCAGGAGGCCAAGGAGCAGCGCAAGCCCCGUGCGCCGACGCUCGGUUCGACGAACACGGCGCCCGGUGCGGGUGGCAGCCUCCUCACAGACCCGGUGGUCGGCAUGCAGAACCUGUCGAUCAGCGCCCAGGGCUCGGGUAGCUUCGCCCCCGCCUUUUACGGCAGCGGCGUGGGCUUCAGCAGCAGCAGCAGCCGCCCUUGUCCGGCUCGUUCUCGCCGGCGCCUCUCGGUUCGGCCCCGUCGGGGUCUGCGCAGACCCAGAGCUGGACCUCGUUCGGGGCCGGCGCCCCGGGCCUCUACGGAUCGUCGGCUUCGGCUUCGGUCGCCUCCUCCAACUCCUCGAUCGCCGCCGCAAGCCCGCAGCAGCAGCCUCAGGCCGCCUAUUUCGCCCAACAGCAGCAGCAGCUCCAGCAGCAGCAACUGCAGCUCCAGCAACAGCAGCAACAGCUCCAGCAGCAGAUUCAACAGCAGCAGCUCCAGCUCCAGCAGCAACAGCAACAGAAGCAGAUGCAAAUUCAACAGCAGCAGGCCGCGCAGCCUUCGCUCUCGUCGGGCGGCGGCGCCUUCCAGCCGUUGCAGUACCCGCAGCAGGGGACCACCUCGCAGCCCGUCUUCACCGCCACGCCCCAGCCCUACGGGUCGUCUUCGGCGGCGGCCGUCUCCUACGCCACCCCCGGCUCGCCCCUGCAGUAUCCCCAGUCUCCUCAGCUCCAGCAACAGCAGCAGCAGCAGCUCGCUCUCCAGCAGCAGCUGUACCAGCAGGCCCUCGCUUCCCAGUCGUCGCAACUGGCUCAGAGCCCAUGGGCUGGCCAGCAGGCACCGUUGUCCGGUGGGUUCACGCACUUUGGGCAGGUCGCCGCUGCGCCACAGAGCUCGGGCCUCUACGGGUCAUCUUCCUUCCAGCCAUCCCAGUCCCUGCCCCAGCAGCAGCAGCAGCAGACCAGCACGGACGCGUUCGCGAGCCUCGUCGCACAGCAACUGCCCAAGGGCGCACAGCUGCAGUCGCUCUCUCCCACCACGCCGCACCACCAACCCGAGCCGAAGAAGACGCUGGCCCAGCUGCAGUCCUACCCCGCCUACUUCCAGGCUGGCCAGCAGCUCCCAGCUGCCCCGCAGCAAGUUGGCAAUGGCCAAAACCCGUUCGGGCAGCAGGACUUCUUCUAGACGUGGUGGCACGAUGCGACGUCGCAUAGCCCUUUGUAAUAAGAGUACAGCAACAACUAGCAGUAACAUCGCACCGAGCGAGAGCAGCUAA
Messenger RNA from Acanthamoeba castellanii str. Neff, 1809 nucleotides. Its product is annotated as Fbox domain containing protein. The annotation marks the transcript as partial. The record is from RefSeq and is a predicted model, not a curated record. Gene Ontology annotation, molecular function: protein binding. The transcript is spliced from 10 exons. Lineage: Eukaryota; Discosea; Longamoebia; Acanthamoebidae.